This is a messenger RNA of Saccostrea echinata, 770 nucleotides long. RefSeq lists its product as uncharacterized. Lineage: Eukaryota; Metazoa; Mollusca; Bivalvia; Ostreida; Ostreidae. The transcript has 2 exons. Bases 30 to 770 code for a protein of 246 amino acids. The record is from RefSeq and is a predicted model, not a curated record.
CUGGAACUGAUUAACCUUAGUAUUUUUGUAUGGGAAAAUACGUUGACAAGAUUAAGUUUUAUAAUUUACAGGAUUCCAAAGCUGUGCGAGUUCUUGAAAAACCAAAUAUAAAACCACUUUAUCUGAAUGUGUCCGAAUCGAGGGAGGAGAUGACAACUAUGUAUGGAAGAUUCCGCUGUCCCCUGGAUACAACCGUCGCAUUUGGUGAGGGGACAAUUGUCAAAUUUGACAAAGUGUCGAAUUCAGAAGAAAAUUCAACAGUAUUUGAAUUGGUUUUGUAUUAUGACACAUGGAGGUAUCAGCCAAAAUUUUUGCUGCAAUCAAAAUCUGCAUCAGAAGCCCUGUUCAUUUAUUUGAAAGGGAGAGUAGAACACAGUACAGUACAAACCGAGUUUUCUGGGACAAACUGCUCAGUUGCAAUAAACAGAUCUUCCAAGAAACAAAGUACCACCUAUACUUCUGUUGUUCAAAAUUGUGACCAAAAUCUCAAUUUCAGUAAUUUUCGCUUUUGGCUUGAUAAAUCUGGAAGGGUUUUAAGCAUUCCUUAUGAUAAUCACUGCAAGGAAUCAAACACCGAGGAAGCAAAGUAUUUUGAAUCUGUAUGUUCAUCAUAUGUUUCCAACGACCCUUUAAAUGUUACCUUCUACGAGGACAAAAUGGCCGCUGAAAAUGUUAAACUAAUUCAUUUUGCUUACAAGUUCCAGCCCGCUGGACCUUGUACUGAUUCAUGUUUAACAGAUAUCAAACAAUGGUUUUUCUCAAUAAUUUAG